Gymnodraco acuticeps is the source of this 1912-nucleotide messenger RNA. RefSeq lists its product as uncharacterized. The transcript has 2 exons. Lineage: Eukaryota; Metazoa; Chordata; Actinopteri; Perciformes; Bathydraconidae. The coding region runs from base 1083 to 1889 and encodes 268 amino acids. The record is from RefSeq and is a predicted model, not a curated record.
AAAGUUUAAUAUAUUUCAUAGUUCAAAGUUUUGUCAAUUGUUUUGUUUAUUGGUCAAAUACUGGUUUCUAAGGAGUUUUACUGGAAUGAAAGAGCGCAGUCUACAGAAGCAACAAAGCAGCAUACUGCAUUAAACCUGACCUUGCAGUGUGCGAAAAAGUGCACGUCCCACCGUCCGGGACCUGUUAUUCACAACAUCGUACAAGUAGCUAUUUAAAUUGACUUGUCCGAUGGACAAGUGACGUUAUUCACCCCUUUUUAUUGACAAAUUAUUGAUGAAUUCAGUUUACAAAAGGCAUAACUCAUUCGCAAAUUGUCCGUGUCCGCCGUUGUUGUUUGCAACCGCUUUACGUUUCCUUUUUACUCACUUACGUCUUGUCGUAAAACUGUGUGAAAAUGUAAAAUACGAUGGCGAAGAAGAAGGUUCUAGUGGCCCCAAGAGGGCAACAAAAGAUUUCUUUGGUUUGUACACAUAAUUCUCACAGUUGUAAAAUUGUGUGUUAAGUUAACAAGGAAAAUAAUUGAAAUAAAUUCUGUCAGAAAAUAGUGGAUUAAGGGCUUGAAAGGGGACUUUUAUUAAUCCCUGUGGGGAAAUUCAAUAGGCCUAGUUCAAACAGCAACAGGGUAAGGGUGAACAACAGGACAGCACAGAUUCACACAGGUUGAUCAAAUCAAAAAUAAAAUCGAAGAUACAAAUAAAAAUAAUGAAAAACUAUGAAAUAAGAAAUUAAUAAAAAAAUAAUAAUAAAAAAGGGGUAGGCCUAUGUAAAAAAUGUUUUUAAAAAAAAGAAAAAAGGGGGGGAUUGAAAGGGGGUCUUUAUGUACCAAGGGGCUUGAAAGGUGGCAUAUCAAAUUAUUUCAGAAAAAACCCCCAAAAAAUGCAGAAAGGUUUGUGGGGAGUCUACGAGUACCUAAAAUUCAUGUUGCCAAAAAUCUAUAAUUUGUCUGCAAGAACAGGAGUCUGAACAACAGCCUGAACAUGCUGAAACGAGUCCUCAGAGAGUCUCAGAGUGUGAGCAGAACGAUGACCCCCCCAGUCACGAGAAAGCCUCUGCUAAAAGGCCAUGUUCCGUUAUCUCACCAAUGGCUGGUCCAUCUAAAAAGGCCAAGAGUGACAUCGCCCUGACACCCAAGAGGAAAAGAACAUUUAUUGAGACUUGGAAAACCCAGUUUCCAUGGGUAAGAUGUGUGGACGACAUCAUGUUCUGUGAGGUCUGCAGAGAAUAUCCAUCCAUUGCUGACCACAACAGUAAACUGUACGAGGGUGUCACAGGGUCAAAAUGCAUUGAGACACUUCAGUCACACGAGUCCAGCAAAUAUCACCUUCUCUGCAUUCAAAGGAAAGAGGUCACAGAGAAAGGCACAGGGCCAAUGUUUGUGGCUCUCAAGAAGCAGGCAGAAAAUAUGGACGACCAACUGAAACCCAUGUUCAACACAGCGUUUUAUGUCGCCAAACAAAAGCUGCCUUUCCGUUCAUUUGAGGGCCUCAUCGAACUUCAAGAGAAGAAUGGCAUUAAAAUGCCGACACAGUACCGGAACGAUAAGGGGUGCAAGGCAUUUGUGCUGGCCAUUGCAGAAGUCGAUAAGGACAGAGUUUCUGAAGACCUCAAGGCUUCAAGAUUCUUUGCUCUGAUGGGAGAUGGAUCCACGGAUAUAUCUGUGACAGAACAGGAGAAUGUAUAUGUUAGCUACGUCAAAGAUGGACUUCCAACCACAGAGUUCAUUGACAUCAUGGCUGUAAAGUCAGCUGAUGCUAAUGGUGUGCUGGCAGCCCUCCUCGAGGCACUACAUCAUGUCGACCUAACAGAUGGAGACAUAAAGAAGAAAAUAAUAGCCUGCACAUUUGAUGGUGCCAGCGUUAAAGCCCCUGUCACACUGUCCCGAAAUUGACACCCGAUGGACACACAAUAAAG